AUGUCUGAUAAUACUGAGCCCGCAAUCUCCCAAGAACUUAGAGCUUGGUUGGUCUCAACCAUUGCCGAAUCCAUCCCCAAGGCGUUAGCAGCCUUCCAUGAGAAGAGUUCUGCCGAAGUCAAUCCUACCGCACGUUUGCUUUCUGACUCCGAGGACUCUCAGCCCUCUGAUCAGGAGGACACACGUAAGCGCCCUUGGAAAGGGGAUAGUAGGUCUGCGGGCAAGGGUAAGGCUCCUGCCAAGUCCCUAAAAUUGACUUUCACUCGCCCCGCCCACGUUAUCUCCGAUCCCUUUGAGGGUUCUACAUCCCACACGGGCGACGGGGUAGAAGAUUCUGAUGAGGACCCCUCGGAGAAUGCGCUAGGGGAUACCCCAUUGGAUUUUGUCAAGGAGACAUUCAUAUACAAAAGUACCUAUGCAGAAGGGACCUGA
This is a messenger RNA of Pelobates cultripes (western spadefoot toad), 432 nucleotides long. NCBI's taxonomy places the organism in Eukaryota, Metazoa, Chordata, Amphibia, Anura, Pelobatidae. The record is from the annotation of a GenBank genome assembly.